Quercus robur (English oak) is the source of this 821-nucleotide messenger RNA. RefSeq lists its product as uncharacterized. Gene Ontology annotation, cellular component: nucleus. NCBI's taxonomy places the organism in Eukaryota, Viridiplantae, Streptophyta, Magnoliopsida, Fagales, Fagaceae. The record is from RefSeq and is a predicted model, not a curated record. The transcript has a single exon. Bases 92 to 580 code for a protein of 162 amino acids.
GCUAAACUGCAGAACUAGCAAGGAAAAAGAGCUGUGAUAUACAAUUGGGUGACCGCAAAUUCAUUCAUUCAUACAUUCAUUCACAAUUAAGAUGAACUUCCAAACAAAAAAACAUUCUUUGGAGUUGCAGGGUCCAAGGCCUGCACCUCUUAAAGUGAGCGAAAACUCCUCAAAGAUCAAGAAGUCGAAUCGAAGACGGUCUCCGGUUAUAAUAUAUCUCCAAUCUCCUAAGGUUAUUCACGUAAGACCUGAGGAGUUUAAGGGAAUAGUUCAACAACUUACUGGGAAUAACAAUCAAGCUGCACCAAGUAGAGUUGCUGCUACUGCUGCUGCUUCGGCUUCAACUUCUCAAUAUAAUUCUUACACUUCUACCUCUAGUGUAAUGGUGGAUGCUCAUGAUCAAAACAUGGGCAUGGGCAUGGGCAUGGGCAUGGGAAUCUCAAGCGCAGCCCAACGGACAUUUGAUUAUAGUACUGGGGUACUAGACUAUGGUGCUGCUGAUCCAGGUUUUGGAAUACCUACUACUUCCUCCAACUUUGCUGAAUAUCCUAGCUUCUAUAUGAACCUAGAUCAUUGUUAAAUGCAAAGGGAUUUGACCUAGAUUAGAUGCUGCUUUUGGGGUUUUUUUUUUUUUUUUUUUUUGCGCCCAUAUUUUUUUUUUUUUUUUGUAUUUUUUAUAGGAUAUACCUUGUAUUUUUUUUAGAUAGGAUUCUCAUAUGAUCCAAAUCUAAUUAGGAAAUUUCAUUAUCAAUUCAUUACAGCAAAUUCAAAUCUUCUGUUUUAUUUUUUGUAUUCCUUUAAACGAUAGACUGCAAUCUUGU